AUGAGCAUGAUUAAGGCAUAUAACAAGAAAUACGACAUAGACAAUAUAUCUUGCAAUUACUGCAAGAAAGAAGGGCAUACAAUAGAUAAAUGCUUCAAGAUACAUGGCUAUCCUCCAAACUCGUCUAAGAGAUUCAAAACUAACCAUGCCAAUGGAAAAUCCUACUCAACUAAUCAAGUUGAGGGCAAUACUGUUGAUCAAUCAACUGCUGUGGAGCUGACCAGUGAUCAGUGCCAACAGAUUGUGGAGUUCCUCAAAACAAAAGGCAAUCAAGAAGGAGCUUCAACAGAGAAUCAACAAGUUAUGGCUACUGCAGCUGCAGUAGCAGGAAGCAGCCACAUUGAAGAAAGUUAG
Molecule: messenger RNA, 354 nt
Organism: Tripterygium wilfordii
Lineage: Eukaryota; Viridiplantae; Streptophyta; Magnoliopsida; Celastrales; Celastraceae
Exons: 3
Coding region: 1-354 (117 amino acids)
Molecular function (GO): zinc ion binding; nucleic acid binding
Source: RefSeq, a predicted model, not a curated record